Messenger RNA from Capsella rubella, 1068 nucleotides. Its product is annotated as cathepsin 8. The record is from RefSeq and is a predicted model, not a curated record. Gene Ontology annotation, cellular component: lysosome. Lineage: Eukaryota; Viridiplantae; Streptophyta; Magnoliopsida; Brassicales; Brassicaceae. The transcript is spliced from 6 exons. Bases 1 to 1068 code for a protein of 355 amino acids. Gene Ontology annotation, molecular function: cysteine-type endopeptidase activity.
AUGGAUAGUACAAGGAUUGAAGACUUACUACCUCUUCCUGUUAUCUACGAGUCUGAUGAACUGUUUUCAGAAAUAAAAAAGAUUUGCAAGAUUAUUCCACUGUCACUAUUAAUCAAGAUUCUUGAAGUAGAGCCUGAAGCUAAAUUUGAGCUAAUCCGAGUGACAAACAUAAUACGAAAAAACACACCAACUGAGGAAAGUAUUGAUAUAACCUAUGCUCGCUUGAGAAAACACAGGGUACUUCCAGAUGAAACAAAGACUAAGGACUGGAGUCCUUAUUAUGGCAUCGUGCUAGAUCAGGGAAAUCACGACAUGUGUUGGGCAAUAGUAGCAGCUGAAUUGGUUAAGGCUAUCAGAUGGAUUAGAGGGCGUGAAAGCGGAACGGAGUAUUCUUUUCAAGAACUUAUCGAUUUUGUUGAUCAAGAGAAGGGAAAGUAUUCCAAAAAGAAUGGUCACUUUUGCUAUACACUAAGCAUCAUCAAAGCCUUGACAUACAUUGUAGAAAAGGGUAUUCAAAGGGAGGUGGAUCGCCCAUUCGUUGGGUGUAGAGCAGUUCCGCCACCACGGAUUCUAUUAAAUUCGGAACUCGGAUUCAUUGGUGCAGCAAAGAAGAUCCCAACAAUAGAAGAAGCACUCGUGCACUUGCAAAAACAGCCACUUGGAGCAGCUUUCCCAAUCUUCCUUCCGGAUUACACACAAAUAAGAGAGGAGAUAUAUCAAGGACCCAUGUACAAGGGUUCAAUGUUUGUUGGCAUGCAUGCAGUAUCAGUGGUAAAAGCUGGAGUUGAUGAAAGCACCGGAGAAAGUUUUAUGAUGGUGAGAUCAUCUCAUGGCGAGAAAAUAGGAGUAAAUGGUUACUUGAAAGUGUCAAUAGAUGUUAUGCUCCUCCGAACAAGCAAAGAAUGCCACAACAAGGAUGCGGAGAGUUAUUUCCAAACGCCCACGCCACUACUAACAAGGUUUUGCUAUCCGGAACUUCUAGAGGAAAGUGAAGAGAAGAAACGGAAAAAGAAGUUAACGGAUCAACUAGCAACAAUGAACCGGAGGAAAGGAAACACUUCAAGCUAA